Molecule: messenger RNA, 1212 nt
Organism: Phytophthora nicotianae INRA-310
Lineage: Eukaryota; Oomycota; Peronosporomycetes; Peronosporales; Peronosporaceae
Exons: 2
Coding region: 1-1212 (403 amino acids)
Source: RefSeq, a predicted model, not a curated record
AUGGCUGAAGGCGACGAUAUAUCUGAAGAGAGGGUUAAUGAUCGUCGGCUUCUAGGUACUUCACUUCUCAAGAAUCUGGCAAACUCAGAGAAAUUCAAGAAGUUCACAACAGCGGUAAAGGAGCGAUUGACUUCCGAUAACCAAAGGGCCACAAACAAACUGUUUGCGAGUCUUAAAGUUGGAGAAGCAAAGGAGAACAUUUUCGAGAGCUCAGCGUUUAAAGAGUGGAUCAAGCGUGUGACGAAAAAUUACAAGAGGGAUCCCCAGAAGGGUGAAGUGGCGAUGUUUUUUUCUUUAGCAGCUCAUUAUGACGAUGCCGCACUGGCCAAGCUACUAUUUCAAGCUCAACAAUCGCCAAAGACGAGGACAAUGGCCAAAAAAUUUGAGGUCAUGCAGCUCUACAACUGGAUCACUCAAGAGAGAACGUCGGAUGAUGUAUUCAAUCUUCUGAAGCUAAAAGCAGAUGACAAAAAUCUUUUCAAGAAUCCGUUGUUGAAGACGUGGAUCUCGUAUGCAAUAGAGCUCAAAGACGACGCAUACGAUGCGUUGUAUCUCAAGUUGACGAAACACUACGACGACUACGCUUUAGCUCGUAUGCUAAUUUCUGCAAAAGAUGACGCUAACCCUAUUGUCAGAAAGGUGGAGCAGGCGCAGUUUAAGAGCUGGUUAGCUGAUGGAAAGACAGCAGACGGCGCCUUCAACAUUCUAAAACUUAACGCUGAGAAGGGAGACGGACUUUUGGAAAAUCCAGCGCUGAGCACCUGGAUCACAUACGUUACACAGCUUGGAAAGGAUGACCCUUACCAUAUGUUGUUGCUCAAGCUAACCAGGCAUUAUAGCGACGACGAGCUAGCAAACGUGUUACUAACAGCGAAAGCUGCGCUAACUACUUGGAUCUCGUACGUCAACAAGCUGAACAAGCACAAGGAAACUCCGGAAAAGUUUGCAGUUAUCUCGGAAUUGGAGGAGCACUUUCAACGCAUGGAUUUGGCGCGAAUGCUGUACGAUGCAAAACGUGAAGCUAAGACCCGAGAUGUGAAGCAAUUGGUCUCCGACUUGCAAGACGAACAAUUCGAGAAAUGGAUGGCUGAAGAUUUGAAUCCUAUAAUUAUCGAUGUUUUAGUAGAAAGCACUGAUCGGAACCACCCGAGUAACUUGGGCGUCACUCUCGAUUACCACAACUUCGUCAGCGCUAGAACUAAGUCAGAGUAG